Messenger RNA from Prunus mume (Japanese apricot), 1937 nucleotides. Lineage: Eukaryota; Viridiplantae; Streptophyta; Magnoliopsida; Rosales; Rosaceae. The record is from RefSeq and is a predicted model, not a curated record.
UGAAAAAUCCCAAAGUGACCCUUACCCUUCUCUCAGACUCUCUCUCUCUCUCACACACACACACACACACACACACACACUUUUCUCUCUCAUAACCGUAGCUACUACUCAACGGCAACGACAGCACCCACCAACCAAUAACUCCGUGAAUCGGCAAAGUGGAUUACAGUAACACAUUGAGGUUGGAGCUCCUCCUCAUCAGAAACCCUCAUCUCUUCAAGACUGAGUGAGUGGUUGAUCAAUGGCAUCACAAUCAGAUCACAAGGCUGCGAUAAUCGAUGGCAAAGCCAUAGCGCAGACCAUCCGAAACGAAAUUGCUGAGGAAGUCCGCCAUCUCUCCCAGAAAUAUGGCAAGGUUCCGGGACUGGCAGUAGUGAUAGUAGGGAACAGAAAGGACUCCCAAAGCUAUGUGAGCAUGAAGCGAAAGGCAUGUGCUGAAGUUGGCAUUCUAUCCUUGGACAUUGACCUCCCUGAGGAUGUGUCCCAAGUUGACCUCAUUGCCAAAGUUCAUGAAUUAAACGCCAAUCCCGAUGUACAUGGUAUACUAGUUCAGCUUCCGUUGCCAAAGCAUAUAAAUGAGGAGAAAGUGUUAAGUGAAAUCAGCAUUGACAAGGAUGUCGAUGGCUUUCAUCCUCUCAACAUUGGCAAGCUUGCAAUGAAAGGCAGAGAACCUCUAUUCCUUCCUUGCACUCCCAAGGGCUGUCUGGAACUUCUGUCACGGAGUGGCAUAAGCAUAAAGGGAAAGAAGGCAGUGGUGGUGGGCAGAAGUAACAUAGUUGGAUUGCCGGUUUCAUUACUGCUUUUGAAAGCAGAUGCUACAGUUACCGUAGUCCAUUCUCAUUCUCAUGAUCCGGAGAAUAUCAUUCGUGAAGCGGACAUUAUUAUUGCUGCAGCAGGGCAGGCAAUGAUGAUCAAGGGUAGUUGGAUAAAACCAGGUGCUGCAGUCAUCGAUGUCGGCACAAAUGCAAUAGACGACUCGAGUAGAAAGUCAGGCUAUAGAUUGGUGGGAGAUGUUGAUUUCCAGGAAGCAUGUAAGGUUGCUGGAUGGGUAACUCCUGUGCCUGGAGGUGUCGGCCCAAUGACUGUUGCAAUGUUACUCAAGAACACUUUGGACGCCGCUCGGUUUUCAGUAACCUCUGCAAUGGGCUUUGUAGGGUGUUCAACUUGUUCUUCAAUCUUCUUCUAAACAGUAUUUUUGUAACCUCUCUGCAGUGGGGUUUGCAGGGGUGUUUGGGAUUUCUUCCAUGCUCCUUUGGAAUGAAAGAGAGUUGGAAAAUGAGUAAAAGCCUCACAUACAUAGUGGACUGUUGUAUAUUGAUUUAUAUAGUAAUUGUACAAUCCCUUACAAUCACUGAUAUCUACAUAGUGGGCAUUAAUAAAAAAGAAUCAUUGAUACCUACAAUCAGUUACAGGUGAGGAAGAAGAAGAGUCCUGAGUCAUAAAGAGGGCAGCUGAUCAGAUGAGGAAGAAGAAGAGUCCUGAGCCAUCUUGAACAGUGGUAGAGGGGUCCUGAGCCAUCUUGGAGAGUGGUAGAGAGUCUGGGCAACUUUUGGAUAUACAGCUUCUGGAACUUUUUAAGGUAUAGGUAAGAAAACUGUUUUUCUCUUGUGGGGACGUAAAAAUAUCAUCAGCAUUAGCUGCUAUCUCAGCCUCUUUGAAAUAUUUCAUCGAGCAAGGCCCUCUCUAGAUGGAGACUUAUAACAGAGAAGACAGCAAGUGAUAAAUUUGUUAGGUGGACCGUGGGUGAAAAUGACAAAUCUAUCGAGGUCCCAUGCCAUGAGAAAUCUAUGGAGGGGUCCAAAGCUGAUAUACAAGUUGGCCAAGACCCAGGAGAGAUGUUAUCUUAGCUAGCAAAGGGUUGAAGAAAGCACUUGGCAAUGCAGUACUUUUGUUUCUUUUAAAUUUCAAUGAGAACUCCUUAAUCACGAUUAAUUCUA